AAACCCUGACUCGGGUGUUUCCAUGUCCAACCCUUUAAAUAGAGACUUUCUCUCACAACCGGCACAAUUCUCAUCUGACUCUUGUUCUGAGGAUCUCAUACACACUGACAGAGACGAUGACUCAAACUUCAGUUACAGCGAUCGUGUUGUUGGUUGCAGCUCUCGGUGUACUCCAUACAGAUGCUUCUGCUUUGUCAUGUUGCAGGAAGUAUACCAAAGCACAGAUACCGAUGGCAAUUAUCAAAGGAUAUUCCAUUCAGGACGUGACAAGACACUGUCACAUUGAUGCUGUCAUAUUCCACACAAUAAGAGGCAGGAACAUUUGCACUGACCCCUCCAAAGACUGGGUGAUGGAGAAUGUCCGUGUGCUGAGGCAAAAAGUGCAAGUAAUCAACAAAAAACUUUCAAAAGGCUAAUUUUACAACUUCUCUGGUUAAACAGAUGUCACUACAAGAAUAUUUCUUUAUGGAGGAGGAUCUAUUUCUUUAUGAAAUUUGCAUAUUUACUUUGCAUAUUUGUAUAUGCAUGUUAUUUUAUACCGUUACACUGUUUGCUUUUUUAAUUAACUGCAUUAAAAUAAAUUUUCUAUGUAAAGUGAAAA
Molecule: messenger RNA, 601 nt
Organism: Onychostoma macrolepis
Lineage: Eukaryota; Metazoa; Chordata; Actinopteri; Cypriniformes; Cyprinidae
Gene: ccl20a.3
Product: chemokine (C-C motif) ligand 20a, duplicate 3
Exons: 4
Coding region: 117-416 (99 amino acids)
Biological process (GO): chemokine-mediated signaling pathway; cellular response to tumor necrosis factor; cellular response to type II interferon
Cellular component (GO): extracellular region
Molecular function (GO): CCR chemokine receptor binding; chemokine activity
Source: RefSeq, a predicted model, not a curated record